This is a messenger RNA of Sceloporus undulatus (fence lizard), 3125 nucleotides long. RefSeq names its product sorting nexin 10 (gene SNX10). The coding region runs from base 537 to 1145 and encodes 202 amino acids. Lineage: Eukaryota; Metazoa; Chordata; Lepidosauria; Squamata; Phrynosomatidae. Gene Ontology annotation, molecular function: phosphatidylinositol binding. The transcript is spliced from 7 exons. The record is from RefSeq and is a predicted model, not a curated record. Gene Ontology annotation, biological process: intracellular protein transport.
AUCUUACAGAGGUCAACUAAAGGGCAGCCAACAACAACCAGAACAACAAUAACAGAGUCAUUGCCCUGGAAGGCAAGGGCUGGCAUCCUCCCAAGCUCCUCCACCCUCCUCCUCCUCUCUCUGUGGCCAAAGAGGAGCCCAUAAGAAUCCAGCCUUUUGCCAGGCAGGCUCCCCCUCUUGACCCCUCCGAGAAGCCCAGUGGCUCCUUCUGACCUCCUCCCUCCCUCCCUCCCUUCCUUCUUGGCAUCCCCUCAUUGCAGCCAGGCUGCCUCGGUGAGUGUGACUGGUUGCAACGCAAACGUGACGGCGCUUCCUCGGCCUCUGGGGCUCCUCCUCUCGGCUCUUGGUCACGCGGACGCAGAGUCUGAGUCCAUGCCCAGCGCUGCCCAGAGCCUGGGUUGUUGAGUUCCCCAUCGCCGGUGGUGGCUCCAGAUCGUGGGUUGAGGCUGGUCCUCAUCAGAUCGGAAAAGCUGGUCAGAAUAGGUGCAUCACCAUCACCAUCCUCAUCAAGAUUGGCUUCACAUACAGUUUGAAAGAUGGCACCAAAGCAAGAAGAACAGGAAUUUGUAACUGUCUUGGUUCGAGAUCCCCAGCUGCAAAGGGAAGACUUUUGGCAUUCGUAUAUAGACUAUGAAAUCUUCAUUCAUACAAACAGCAUGUGUUUUACAAGGAAAACAUCUUGUGUCCGGCGGCGCUUUAGAGAAUUUGUGUGGCUUCGGCAGAGACUUCAGAGCAAUGCAGUGUUAAUACAAUUGCCAGAACUUCCAUCCAAAACUCCUUUUUUUAACACAAAUAAUCCCCAACAUGUAGAUCAACGUCGUCAAGGUUUACAAGAGUUUCUUCAAAAGAUCCUCCAGAAUCCACUACUGCUUUCAGACAGCCGACUUCACCUCUUUGUACAAACCCAGCUGAGUCCAGAAGACAUUGAGGCAUGUGUAUCAGGACAUACAAAAUAUUCUGUUGCUGAAGCGAUCCACGAGUUUGCCUGCUUGAAACGGAAGUUUCCUGUAGAACACAAAGAGAUAAAAAAAGAAGAAAAUUCUGCGGAUUCAGAUUCUGAAAGUUCAUCCUCCGGGCUUGGACACAGCAGUGAUGAUAGCAAUUCACACGGAUGUAAAGGAAGCACAGUUCCUGAGGAACCCUGAAAUAUCAUUUGUACAUUGCCAUCACUAUAAUGACCAAUGUAACUUCUAUUAUGGUUGAAGGUUGCCUGUGACACAGACGUACCAUCUGCCCAGUUGCCAAGGCACGUAUUUUCUCAGCUUUCAAAACAGCUUCUUCAUUCAUUCAUUUUACAGCGGAUGCAUUAUAAUAUCAAAUGAUACAAAUAUUGCCUGUAGCAAGACGCCAUAUAUAAAUGAGAUCUCUAGUUGAGAUUUUAUGGACCUCACUGUAAGGUUGGGAGGCAGGGGGGGGGACUUAGAAUUCAGUGUUUUAAAAUACAUUUGAAAAUCUAAUAUCUUGGAGUUCAUAAGAGAUUUUUUUCAUCUGGCAUUUUAAACGACAGUUCCACUGUCUUUCAAAUAUGGUGUUAGUUAGCUACAUAACUCAAUUAUAUUGUUGAAACCAAACAGUUUUUAAGUCAUAAUCAGUCCACUCUGCACCUUGUGCAUGUUUCCUCAGGAGUAAAUCCUAAUAUACGUAUUUCUAGAAGGAAAGGACUGCAGCCAAAAAGGAUUAAGUGACGAAAUGAGGUGUUUGAUUUAAGAAACAUGCUGAAAGCCUUUGUCCCACAUUGAGUAUAAUGUUGCAACCACUACGAGUCACUUAUCAGUGUAAGUUUGAUAUUCUGAAAUCCAGUACAAUUUCAUAGUCUUCAGUAUAUUUAACUAUGGCCACAAGCCAUUGUAUACAUUUUGCCUUUUGUUGCGAUUCAAAAAAUAGUGCCUUUGAUUAGGCCUGCCAUUUACAGAAUGUGUGUGUGUAUGUAUGUAUGUAUGUAUGUAUGUAUGUAUUAUUUUAUCCUUUUUACAGUGAUGUAGCAAUAAGAAAUAAUAGGGAAGGGAAGAUUUUAGCCAGUCAUAAUCAGAAAUAAACUUCCAGACAUCCAGCUGUUACUUUAGUAGUAUUUCUUCCAGCUAUGUUUAAAAUAAAAUAUUCAGCAGAGUAACUCUGAAAAUUUGUUUCUGUAUGUUUGUCAGUCCCAUGAUAAUUUAAUUGGCACUCCAUCCAAAAAUGUAUUUACUAGAACAAGCUUUCUGUUCAAAUAAAGCAAACUAUUUUUUUCUUUAUUGGAGUGAAUGAGGAAGAGGGGACUAGAAACAAAAGCUACUUUGAGCCAUUGAUGUUGAUGAUGUCAAUAUUUGUAUAUUAAACAUCAAAACAUCUUGCAACUCAUGUUUGGGCUGAGUUGCUAAAAAUACUUGCUCCAAAUCACUGAAUGGGAGCCAGUAGCAAGGUAUGAAUUUAGGACACUGUUACAAUAUUAAAGUUAACACAGUAAAUAGUGUGUCUGCCACUGUUACCAUGAAUGAGCAAAAGAUAUCAACAGAAAACCAUCUAAAACAGCAACUUAAAAAACUUGAAUAAGAUAUUGUCUACUUUAUACUUACCUGUGCUAAUUACUGUUAAUUUGAAUAAAUUUGUGCACUUUAAAUGUAGAAGUCUGCUAAAACAAAUAUAAAUACUGUAAUAUGCAAAGCCUGAAUACCUCGUAAUACCACUAUGCUGCCACUUACAUGAUGUCUGCUCCAGAGUAAGUGACUUCAUUAUUUCAGUUUGAGGAUAGUGAACUACAGCAACUUUUCCAGUCAAGGUUUAUCUUAGAGCAGCCCAAUCCAGUUCCAAAUUGUUGUAAUAUGUAAUUAUGUUAUUAGCUUUAUCACAUUUUGCACAAACUGCAUUUUGUAUUGUUAUAGUAUUUCUUUCUGUACAGUGGACAACUGCCUUUCACACUGUCAGUGCAGUCCUAUGCAUGUCUACUCAGGAGUAAGUUUUAUUUGGUUUACAGGGGCUUACUUCUAAGUAUAUGUAGGAUUCUAUGUCUCCUUUUGAAUGUGUUUUUGAUCUGCCAAACUGUUACUGAAUGCCUAAAUGUUUGCUAUUCUGAGUGUUUUACUGUUUUUAAUAUGUCUACAAAAUGUUUGUACUUCGUCACAUUUCAAAAUAAAAUAUUCUAUAUGUAA